AGAAAAUCUGAAGUGUGUGUAUUUGUCUGUAUUUGUUUUUCUGGCUGUGAAGUGUUCUACUUCAGUGCAAUAAUAUUUUUCGAAGAUAUGAUAAUUGUGGGAACACACAUACUUUAUUGACAUGACGUGGCAGAUGUUUAUAAAUGAUAUUAUUAAAUAAACAGAGAGCUCGAUUUUCAGGGAAAGUAAACAUGACGUACGGCCGCCAACUACGGUCUUCUGCUGUGAAUGUGCAAUAUAAAUCCUCCUUUUACCACACUUCCCGUACUUUGCCUGAUAUUUUAGAGAGGUGACUGCAGUGUUUUCGUAAUACAUAUACCAACAGCCUCUUCAUGAGCGACAAGCAGAAACUUCUAAAUACUGGACGUUUGUUCGAAAACCAAUGGGAAAUUGUUUCUCUUGCUUCAAGGGCCCUCCGCCUCCAGUUCCGUCCACAAACGGUCCCCUGGAGAAAGACAAGGAAGAGAUCAAGGAACUGACGGGAGUCCUUAGCUCAGCUGAAGAUAUUAAUUGCUCUCCUUUGGGUACUGUGGAGACACAAAUUAAUGGCAACAGCAAAGGAGCAGGCAUUCCCAGCUUUGUCAUUGGAAGUGAUAAUUAUGGCAGCUUGCACCGUGACAAAACAACUCGGACAUUUUACCCUCGUAUUCCACCUUUGAGUCGCACAUCUGGACUUUCAAGUAGUGAAACAAAAGGAAGGGAACCUUCAGAGUCGAAGCUUAAUGUCCUCUUUGACCAGUAUAGAGACAGCAAUGAGGAUUCUAUUCUAGCUGAUGGAAUUGAGCGACUUUGCAAUGAUCUCUCUGUCUCGCCAGAUGAUUUUAAAGUGCUGGUGCUCGCAUGGCGUCUAAAUGCUGAGCAGAUGUGCCGAUUUACGAGAUCUGAAUUUGUGAAUGGAUGUCGUGCAAUGCGAGUGGACUCUGUACGUGCUAUUCAAGCAAAACUCCCAGAAUUGGUCGCUGAUGUUCUGAAGGACCCUGAAAUGUUCAAAGAUUUGUACCGCUUUACGUUCAGAUUUGGCCUAGAUGCAGAGUCAGGUCAGCGUAUAUUACCGUCCGAUAUGGCCAUUUGUCUGUGGCGUUUGGUGUUCUCUGCCUGUGAGCCACCGAUUCUUUCGCGGUGGCUUUUCUUUUUAGAAAAUCAUCCCCAUGUGAGAGGAAUUCCUCGAGACACUUGGAAUAUGUUUCUUAAUUUCUCAGAAGCUGUGGGUAAUGACCUCAGUUCAUAUGACGACACUGAGGCUUGGCCAAGUCUCUUUGAUGAUUUUGUUGAAUUUGAAAAUGAUAAACUGAAUCAGAAUAUAUCGAAAGAUAAAGAAGAAAUAAUUAAACAAGACUGUGAAUAAGCAAGUAACUUGUUUUAUUACUGAAAACUUUGGAUUAUUUUUUUAUUAAUUUAUCACAUGUAAGACUGAUGUUUGCUUAGGAUGCCAUGCUAACUCUAAUUUUAUUGAUAUAUAUAUAUAUAUAUGGUAUCCAGUCAGUAACUGUUUGAAAAAACGUAGCAGUUUUUCUAGCAGCACUGUUUAAUGCUUGUUGAUACGCUGUUGUUUCAGGUAUAUGAAAUUCGGACUCUUUCCACUCACAUGAAAAUCAGUUUGCAGAUAUUUAUUAAUAUUGAGUUUCAAAUAUGUAGUAAUAUAAUUAUUGUACUGGUAGCAAGAAAAUUCAAAUAACAAUGCCAGGAAAGCAUCGUGCACAUUGUUUGCAUCACCACAUUAUAUUUCCUAAUAUGUUUAUACAUUGCUUGAUCAGUUUUUAAGCCAGUUUCAAGUUAAGAAAUAACAGACAAGGUGCUGCAGUGAUCAUGCAUUUACUUGGAAAAUAGAGGUAUUUGAUAUUUUUGAGAGGAUGCCAUUUUUUAAAUUAGUUUCUCUCAUCACUGAAAAUAAAUGUAAAUAUGAAGAUAAUUCUAGUUUCCUUGUUUUAAAACUCCAAUCAGUAUCUAUAAUCAUCCAGGCUUCAGAGAAUCCCAAUAUCAACAUUACCAUUCCUGAACUUUCACAGAUUCAGCAUACAUGAAAUUUUCUCUCCCCCUCUCCCUAUUGAAGAUUAUGAGAGAAAGGGACUUAUGGUUACUGUCAAGUGUAUGAAGUCUUUUCAGCUCUAAAUGUAUAACUCUGAACAUGUUUGUUGUUCUAUAUGAAAGUCAGUUGAUGAAAUAAGUAAGUCAUUGACUGCAUCAUCUGACAAAUGAAGGCAAUGAUUUGAUCAGUGGCAGAAGCAGAGUAUCAGAUGGUGAGCUUCUCCUUUUUCAAUUACUAACAACAGAAAUGGGAAGUCAGAAAAGUGUAAAAAGGUGACACAGGCCACUAAGGGAACAAUAUAGUACAUCAAGUCGCACCACCUGCAGCUCUCAUAGUUCUCAAUGUCCCCUUGUGUUGCCAUUGAUGUUUGACUAUUAACAAAUUAUUCAUUCCACACACCAUUUGUACAAGAAAAUAAUAAUACAACCAGAAUAUGACAUUUUGGAAAUAGAACAGGUACUGUAAAACAGCUGACCAAAUGCAGUGGAUUUGAUCAUUCAAAUGUAAAAAUGGAAAGGCAGCACACUAUAAACACUUAAGCUUAAACAUUGCCUAUGAACAUUAAGGUACUGAUGUGAUUGAGAACACUGUGUGAAUAUAUUCUGCAGUGACAUGGUAUCCUUUGUAAGUAAAUGAUGGAGGAAUAGGAAGUGUGUUCUGAAAAUGGUUAGUAAAAUACUAAAUGGAUGGGGAAAAAAGAUUUAAUAUACAGUAUUAUGGAACUAUCAAGUCCAUAACAAUAUUCUUCAAUUAUUUACUUACUAUAUUAUAUUUUCACAUGGUUUAGUCUGUUAACAUAUCCCUGUAUUUUGUAAAAGAUGUCUUAACAAUUGUUCAUAUGAAGACCUUUAAAUAUCAGUGACUAAAAGUACAGCACUGUAGCAUCAUUUUUAAGGAAUUGAAAUGAGACCUGGAAGAUCAGAAGUGGCUUUCAGAGAUUUCUAACACCCCAGAAGAUAUAAAUUACUAAUGCUGAAUGUAAUGUUGACAAAGACACAGCCACGUGAGGUGGGAAGUCCAAACAAGGAUUCAAUGUAUGUAAUGAUCGAACUAAUACACAUAUAAAUAGAAAAGAACCAGUGUUUAUGAAAAUUUUCGACUAUAUUACAGACCAGCCAUUAUGUUGCUGUUGACUAGAUAUUAUUUCUGUUGACUUUGAAAAGAAUAUUUUAAUAUUUUUAUCUGAAUUACUAAAAACUGAUUCAUUAUUUUCAGAAGACUGAUUGUUUGGUCAAAUAAUGCAGAUUUACCAGUUUAUUUCUCUAUUUUUAAAAAUACAAAUUCUUUUUUGACAAGCAUUAGUCUUCAUGCAGCAAGGGCUUUUUUAAUAGCCAUCGUUGGUGAAGUGGGCUAUAUUAUCACACUUGUAACAGGCUGUUAAAUUGCAUCUUCAGUCAGGUUUUACUUAUGUGUCAUUAUGUUAAGGGUACCGUGGGACAACUAUAAUUAUUUGUAUUGGUGUCUUUGUUUUAAAAAAGCUGUAUAAAUUUUCUGUAAAACAUAUAAUGUAUGUGGUGAUGCAACCAUGUCAGUCUUCCACUUAAUGUGGAUAGUUUCUUUUCUUUUUUUAUUUAAAUUAAAACACCUCAACAAUGUUUUUCUAAUGGAGACAUCCAUAUGUAUUUUCACAUUGUAAAGUGUUUAUGCUGUUGACUUCUUUAAAUUAAUGAAGGACGUUAAAUGAAUUUGCUGCUACAUUGCCUAAACUUACUUUGUUCUGAAAUGUCUUAUGCUAUGGACUCAGUUUCUCACUACGUAAAAAUUUCCUUUGUCAGUUUAUAGUAAGCUUUGGAAAUUAAUUUUUUUCUCUUUUGAGUAUGCAGAAAUUGGUAGCCCAAAAAUUAUAUAUAUAUAUAUAUAUAUAUAUAUAUAUAUAUAUAUAUGCAAUAGUAAUUAUAACACCACAGCUGCAUCCUGGCUGAUUUCAUGCAUAUUUCCUGUCUAAAUGAUAUACUCUAAAAUCUUGUAUAGUGAAUCCUGACUUGUCAGUAUUAUACUCAGACACUUAUCCAUCAUUCAUUGUCUGUUGGUAUUAUUAAUACUAAAGUUUGCAAGACUGAUUCACAUACUAAAAUUAUUUUCCAUUCGUCUUUGUUGAUCUUGAUAAUUUGUCGCUUCACAGUAACCUUACAUGAACAAUAAUUACAAUGUUAUUAAUACUUUUGAAUUUCUCUAAACUGGGCCUUAUAAGGUCAGUGGUAAUAUAAGUUUCAGGUAUCUACUAAUGAAAGAUAACUAAUAGAAAAUCUGCAGAUUCGUUUACAGAUAUGUUCUACAGGAUGUAAACAUAAAUAUUCUUUUAUGUAAACAUCAUCUGGUAGUUUUUCUGGGCUUAACAUCACUGAUGAGAUAGUCCCAUAAACUGUUUCUGUGAGCUUCCUGUGACAUUAGUUAAUGGGUAUUUUUCACUAUGAAAUAACUUUUUGAUAAGUGUGCACCACCUCUAAUUUGCUGUAAGUUCUCACAGAUAUGUUUUCACUUGCGAGUUUUGAUAUAAUGUGUGAAUAUUAUUGGUUUUAAUUGUACACAGCAUUGAAAAACUGUAUAUAUGUGAUGCCUUGCAUAAUAAUUCUCCCACACAAUGGUCAUAAACUUAAUAUAUUUCCAUAAAGAGCUACGAUGCCAAAUGAAAGUUUUGCACUCCAUCCAAGGUACUUGCAGUCUUGGACUUCUAAAGAGAAGAUGUACAAAAUAAAAUGUUUAUACACACAAA
Schistocerca nitens (vagrant locust) is the source of this 4739-nucleotide messenger RNA. RefSeq names its product DCN1-like protein 3 (gene SCCRO3). NCBI's taxonomy places the organism in Eukaryota, Metazoa, Arthropoda, Insecta, Orthoptera, Acrididae. The transcript has 3 exons. Gene Ontology annotation, cellular component: ubiquitin ligase complex. Gene Ontology annotation, molecular function: cullin family protein binding; ubiquitin-like protein binding; ubiquitin conjugating enzyme binding. The record is from RefSeq and is a predicted model, not a curated record. Gene Ontology annotation, biological process: protein neddylation; positive regulation of ubiquitin-protein transferase activity. The coding region runs from base 383 to 1345 and encodes 320 amino acids.